Haliotis rubra (blacklip abalone) is the source of this 1629-nucleotide messenger RNA. Its product is annotated as testis-specific serine/threonine-protein kinase 2-like. Gene Ontology annotation, cellular component: cytoplasm. Bases 77 to 1192 code for a protein of 371 amino acids. Lineage: Eukaryota; Metazoa; Mollusca; Gastropoda; Lepetellida; Haliotidae. Gene Ontology annotation, biological process: microtubule cytoskeleton organization; intracellular signal transduction; protein phosphorylation. Gene Ontology annotation, molecular function: ATP binding; tau-protein kinase activity; protein serine/threonine kinase activity. The transcript has a single exon. The record is from RefSeq and is a predicted model, not a curated record.
UUCCGCUCAAACAGGCUGCCGUUGGAGAGUAUAGAAAAAGCUCUGGAAAGUGUAAAUGUGGCAGGAGUGAAUUCAAAUGUUGCCCAGUAAAUGUCCACGAUUAGAUAUGAGUGAUGAAACGAAAUACAUGUCUAAUCUUCACUCAGAGCUUCAGGUUAUGAAAGCAGAAGUGGAACCCGUGGAGUGCAAACGGUCACAGAUAUCGAAAACAGAAUCGGUAACAUACAGACCGACAUACCGAGCAAUUCUUGCAAGAAAAGGAUAUUUGGUCAGACGGACUUUGGGCAGUGGAAGCUAUUCAAAGGUAAAAUUAGCCUACUGCUUUUCAAAAGAACGUGAAAAAGUUGCAGUGAAAAUAGUUGAUCGUCUAAAAGCUCCAAAAGAUUUCCAAUCGAAGUUCCUGCCGCGAGAACUAGAUAUAUGGCCGCAAAUGCGUCACAGGAACAUUGUCACUAUGAUGGACAUGUUCGAUGAUGGGAGACGCAUAUAUAUGAUUCUGGAAUAUUCCGAGAAUGGUGACGUCCUGCGUUACAUUCAGAAAUCAGGCGCUUUGAGCGAACCUCUCGCUAAAUGUUGGAUUUGCCAGGUUUGCGACGCAGUCAGUUAUCUCCAUGAUCAAAACAUCACACACAGGGACCUGAAGCUAGAAAAUCUACUCCUGGACAAAAACUACUUCAUCAAACUCUGUGAUUUCGGUUUUGUGAAAGGUGAUUGUACGAAGGACCUAAGCAGGACGUAUUGUGGCUCCAAAUCGUACGCAGCUCCAGAAAUCCUCAAAGGAGAACCUUACGAACCUAAGAAGUCCGACAUCUGGGCAAUAGGAGUCAUCUUAUACAUUUUCAUCACUGGUAAAAUGCCGUUUGAUGAAAGUAAAGGAAACUCCGGGGUUCUGGACGAACAGAGAAGAUUGGAUUUUCCCUGGCAGAAGUACAAAAAGGUAACAGAAGCAUCCAAGGCACUUGUCCUAUGGAUUUUCCAAUACGAAUACAGGUGUCGGCCUGAUAUUGUAGCUGUCCUGAGUUGCAUGUGGUUACAGACUGCUUUGAAGGUGGAGAGCCUUGAAAACAUGGCAUUAGAAGGAGAGAAAGCCUACAAAAGGAGGCAGAUGGAGAAGGAAGAGAAGAAACGGAAAGCAGCCGAGGAAGCGGCUAAGAAAUCUGAUGGGAAAGGAUCCCCAGCAGAAAAGAACUGACUUCUCUGUGCAAUAUGUUCACUGUUAUUUAUGUUCACAGGUUACGUGACAGAACGUUCAUCCCAAUCUGUUGCUGUUUACAUGAUCACUCUUUUGUUGAGUUGGGUAUUUUUUUGGAAGAUUCCACUUUGAACGAUUUCAAAACCCACAGUCACAAGAAAGGGCAAAAUUAACCAAGGCCCGAAAUGGUACUUCCCCAACUCCUUAUUUCUAACUUUUUUUGUUUGAUUAUUGAAUCGUGGUGUUUAAUUCGGUGUCCUCUGAUAUAUGGUUGUCAGGACAACUGUGCAACUUUCCUCCGCAAAAGUACGUUACAGUCAACGAUUUAAGUCUUAAUACGUUCGGUUUGUGAAGCAGGGUGAAACAGGUAGUUUAUGGUAUGUUUCUAAAUUUCUGAAAAGUAUAGGGCCAAGUAUACUUGUAUUUUUGGAGACUCC